Molecule: messenger RNA, 1912 nt
Organism: Rhipicephalus sanguineus (brown dog tick)
Lineage: Eukaryota; Metazoa; Arthropoda; Arachnida; Ixodida; Ixodidae
Product: toll-like receptor 2 type-1
Exons: 1
Coding region: 44-1603 (519 amino acids)
Biological process (GO): inflammatory response; immune response; toll-like receptor signaling pathway
Cellular component (GO): membrane
Molecular function (GO): protein binding; transmembrane signaling receptor activity
Source: RefSeq, a predicted model, not a curated record
UACGCGGGUUCUACUGUAUGGCUGUUCGUUCGACACGUUCGCGAUGAGUGAAUUGAAUCUGGUGCCAAAUUUGCAGCACCUUAAAUUUCACGACACUCCAUUGAAAAAUGUCUAUAAUGCAACAUUUCGAUUUCCCAUGGGCGUGCAAAAGUUAUCGUUCUUGAAGUCCAGAAUGACCUCGAUUCCUCAAGCGAUCUUUUCUAUUGACGCUCUUCAAAGCCUAAGCGUUAAGCAUACUGUGAUUGGAUCUAAUGGUUCUUUCUCAAUUGUUGCUGCAAGCCCUAUAAAAAACAAUUCGAUAACAAAUUUGAACUUGAAAGGUACAGCGCUCUAUUCGUUGGCUGAUCGUGCCUUCUGCAGCUUUCCUAUGCUUGAAAACCUGAACUUGCAACUUUGUUCAUUAAAAGCAAUGUACGGCUCCCCUUUCAUCUGUCUCCGACGCCUACGGAAUCUAAAGUUAAAAAACAACGAACUCACAACAAUAACGAAGGAAAAUUUCCAAGGACUGGUGAGCUUAACGGCACUGAAGCUUACCAAAAAUAGGAUAGCAUUUCACGAUCCUACGCCGGUGUUCGCUCCGCUAGCCAGUCUGGACAUUCUCCAUCUGGGCGAUAACAGGAUUGACGUGCUCUUCCCGGAAAUGUUCGUCAAUCUUCCAGUGACGAAGCUCACGCUGGCACUCAACUACAUAUCGGGGUGGGCGGCACCCAUCUUCUCCCGCAUGACAUAUCUCGAUCACUUACGCCUGGAUGGCAACAAGAUUCACGUCUUAAACGACACCAUGUACAACGACGUGGCCAACGUGUCGAACGUUCACAUCUGUUACAACCCUUGGGAUUGCACCAAUUGUGACAUUAAGAACGUGCAGCUGUUCCUUCUCGAAACCGGCCGUAACCACUGCUGCGUAGACUGUGCCGUCUGCAGCGCCCAUCAGAAGUCACUGUCCAAUAUCCUCGUCGUCGACGCCGCUCCUCGUACUGAACAGGAAUGCCGACCGCCAGACUACUACGUCACGAUAGGCGUGCCGAUCAUUAUGAUCUUUCUGUUCGGCUCAGUGACAUCAUACGCCGUGUACACGAAAAGGUGGUACAUUCGCUACUUCCUGCUCUUCCUCCGCAUCAAAGCGAAGGCUUACCGGAGAAUGCAUUCUGCCGACCACUUCCUCUGGGACGCCUUCGUCUCGCACCACAAUGCGGAUGCCGAAUGGGUGCGCGAGCAGAUUGUUCCCACCCUGGAGUCGACGGUGUUUCGGUUCCGUUUGUGUGUCGCGGAACGGGACUUCAUUCCAGGACUGCCCAUCGCUGAGAACGUGUGCCGCAGCAUAUCGCAGAGCCGUAAGUCGUUGUUCGUGCUGAGCAGGCAGUUUUGCGAGAGUCGCUGGUGCAUGUUCGAGCUUACUAUGGCGCAGCAUCGCCUGUUCGAGUCGGAACGGGAGAACCAGAUGAUCUUCAUACGCCGGGAACCAAUGGACGACUCCUCGCUGUGCCCUCUGCUGAGCUACCUGCUAAGGACGAAAACCUACGUCCAAGCACCGCCCGAGGACGCCGAAGAAAGUGUACGCGACUAUUUCUGGCUGCAGCUUCGCGCGGCCCUAGAGUGGUAAAUAGCGCUCUUUAACACGCCAGUUACUCUCUUACCUUCUACGCCAUAACCUGUACUUGUAUGCCUGAUAUUGUGUGGGCUCACUUCCCGGGGGCUGACGACUGUGGCUGCAAGGCAGUAAGGGAAAACUAGGGCAUUAUAAUCUGGUGCUGCUGAUGUAAACCUGCAGCACUGCGCUGUAGUUGCCACAGAUACUUCGGUAUCCUUACUCCCGUUAACAUGGAAACUAAUGCGUUAUUGAGUCGACCUCAGCUGCGGCCGCUUGAUGAUGCGUUUCCAUCGGGUGGCCGUGCCUCAACAAAAGUGUGCC